Molecule: messenger RNA, 1931 nt
Organism: Lycium barbarum (goji berry)
Lineage: Eukaryota; Viridiplantae; Streptophyta; Magnoliopsida; Solanales; Solanaceae
Exons: 2
Coding region: 145-468 (107 amino acids)
Source: RefSeq, a predicted model, not a curated record
ACAUGUAUAGAGAGAUGAAUAUAACAAGAGAAAAUUUUCCCAAAUCUCAGUCUCUUUUAAGUUCUUUCAUGGUAUUAAAGCAAUAGCUCGAUCCAGAAUUUUCUCUUCAAAUCAGAUCAUUUGUUUAUCAUAAUCUAAUACAAAAUGCCUGAGAAAGUUGUAACAGCUGAAACCAGUAACACUGUGAAGGCUAUCACCUUUGAUGUAGGACAUCUUUAUCAUCUUAACUCUAGUGAUGCACCAGGAAUGGCUUUAGUCAAUACAGUUUUUGAUGGGAGAGGAUACCCAAGGUGGAGGAGAUCUAUCUUUCUAUCAUUAUCUGUUAAAAGGAAAUUUGGAUUCAUCACUGGUUCAAAGAAUAUUGCUGACAGCAAAAAAUAUUCUAAAACAGCUAAGGUGCUAUUGGACAACUUGGAGUCUCCAUCACCUGCAAAAAGAGCUCUCAGGUUCAGUCCAAGGCAGCAGUGAUGUUGCAGGGUAUUUCACUAAACUCAGACGACUAUGGGAUGAAUUAGAUGCACUUCAUUUAACCAUAUGUUGUUCAUGUGUGUGUACAUGUGAAGGAAAUAAAAAAUUAACAAAAUCAUUUGAAGAUCAAAGAACAAUUCAAUUUCUAAUGGGCUUAAAUGAUGUGUAUAUUCAAGCAAUAGGUAACCCUUUACCUAGUAUGUAUAUUGUCUAUUCACUGUUGUUACAGGAUAAGAAUCAGAGAGAGGUAUAUGCUGAUGCACAAUUCUCCUCUAAUUCUGCAUCUUUCACGGUUGCUGGUCAAGGGAACAGCCUAAUGCUCAGCUUCUAGCUAAGUUUGUAGCUUUUAUUGCAUCAAGACAGGGAAGAAACAAUCAAAGGUUCAAAAAUCAACCAUUCAAAGGAGGAAAUGCAGGAAAUACAACUCACAAAUUCAAUGAUUUGUCAAACCGCAGCAGAAAUUCAAAGGAAAGAAGAAGUUUGAUCCAAAUGUCACUUGUAACUAUUGAAGAAAAAUAGGCCACACAGAAGAUAAUUGCUAUAGGCUUAUUGGGUUUCCUCAAGAUAUGGAAUUCACUAAUCCUAAAAACUAUCAGGGACAGGUUAAAGCAAAUGCAGCUAUCACACAUGAUGAGGAUGAAAAAAAUUAAUUGGACAGACAAAUGAAGUUGACUACAACAACUUCACACAACAGUAUAGCAAAGAACAACUCUCAGAGAUGGUAUAUCUGUACAAGCAAGCUAAAAUGGCACAGCCAGGACACUCAAGCAUUAAUGCUAAUGUUGUAGCUGGUACUAUUUUAAAAUAUUUAGGUUAAUUUUUGCCAGUCUCAAGCCAAGCACCUAGAUCAUUGAUUCAAGUGCUUCUGAACACAUGUGUUAUAACCCUAAUUCUUUCAUGUUUCUAAUUCCACGUUCUGUGCCUUUGAACAUUAGUUUGCCUAAUUCUUUCAAGGUAUUUGUUACUCACACAGGAAGUGUUUCCAUCUUGCCAGGUCUUGUUUUAACAAAUGUCUUACAUGUUCCAGAUUUUAAGUAAAACCUGUUAUCUGUUGAUAAACUAUGUGUUCAGCACAAAUGUGAUGAUUUAUUUACAUCUAGUGAGUGUCUAUUGCAGGGUGUUCUAAUGGAGGGUCUUCAAGCUUUUAGUGAAGUUAGAGAAGGGUUUACUUGUUGGAACCUGCUUGUUCUAAGUCUAAGAGUUUAUUUCAUGAAAAUGUAUUUUGAAUUCCAAAAGGAAGAAAUUCCAGUUAAGAGCAGUUUCAGUCAGUUUCAAUUCCUGCACAUGUUAAUGUUGUCCCUAAUGUAACUCUUUGGCAUGUAAGGUUGGGACAUCUCCUAUUUUCACCAAUGAAACAUUUAGAAGGCCCUACAAUCAAUAUGUGAUGUUUGUCCUAAAGCCAAGCAAAUUAGACUUCCUUUUCCAGUAAGUUCUAUUAAAUCUAAAAGGAAUUUUUUAUCUUA